Loa loa (African eye worm) is the source of this 348-nucleotide messenger RNA. RefSeq lists its product as hypothetical. NCBI's taxonomy places the organism in Eukaryota, Metazoa, Nematoda, Chromadorea, Rhabditida, Onchocercidae. Bases 1 to 348 code for a protein of 115 amino acids. The transcript is spliced from 3 exons. The record is from RefSeq and is a predicted model, not a curated record.
AUGUCGAACGUCGUUGGGUCUCUCUUUUUCAUAUUGUUAUCGUCAUUAAUUUGUCGUACCAAAACCGUAAUUGCUGAAUUUUAUUCGCUAAGUUCGAGUUAUUAUCAACCAAGGAGGCAGAAAUUCCCAACCUUUGUCACGGUCGAAGAGAAUCGUCGGCAGUACUUUGUUUUCGGUUCUAAGUGGCGUUUUAAUUUUGAUGGCUUAAAAGUAUCGUUGCCCGAAGAUAGUGGCGUAUAUAACUCACAAACCGUAGUUCCAUUUUCCGAAAAUAAAACAAUGGAACAGCGACUUGAGGAGCUUCGCCACGCUGUCGGACUGCCGGAAUGGAAAUUACAUUCAAAAUAA